GCUGACCCGCCUCCGGCUGAUCCUCGGCGCCGCGGGAGGGGCAGCGGCGGCUCCGCUCGGGCCCCUGUUGGAGCACUCGCUGCGAGCGUGGGGUCCCGCUCAUGUACCUGUUUUCCCUUCCGUUGCCCCAAGUCUGCACGUCUUACACCCUCGCUAGCCCCUUCUAAUAACAGAGAGGCGGAGAGCUGUCCCCCGCAGGCCCCGGGACAGGCGUGCCGUGCUGGCCCUGCGCAGCUCUGGUGGCUCCGCUAGACGAGGGCCCUGCUGGAAGGGGCGGCGCGGGAGGCGAGAGGGGCACAUCCGCCUUGGGGUUGCUCUCGUUAAACGACGUUUCCAUGGAUGAUCUGGGCCCAGCAGGUAAGAGCCUGCUGAUGGCACUGCCUGAUGACGAAGUUGGGAGGCAUCACUGACCCAAGGAGGAACUGGGUAUGGCCCAGGAAGGCUGACCUUGAGGACUCGAAUGAGAUGAAAUACCACCAAGUGCAGGGCCACGGGAUCAGCGGCUGACCCUUCGAAUCACAGCUGAAGGAUGGGAUCUCAUUAGUUAGGAGUGACAGAGGAGAGAGAACUUAGUUGUGGGAUGAUGAUGAGCCCACAGACAAGAUGUCGUGAAAAGGGCAAGUGUGAUCAUAGGAUGUAUCGGGCAAACUACAGUAAAGAUGGAGAAGCAUUAAAGUCAGUGAGCAAGGCCUCACUACUGAGCCCUCGUCUGGAAUAAGUCAGGUUGCCCAUGCUCUGAAAAAAAUAUUGUCACAUACAUCCUGAGUUUCCUGCCCAUUACUGACAAGAAAGAGGCUGCUCUGGUAAAUCGUAUCUGGUAUUUUGCAGCCCGGGACUCCUUGUGUCAGGUAAAGCCUGCUCUCCUUCCUAGAUCUGAGGUCUGUGUAGGUGUGCCCACUCUCAGGGCCCUUGCUGAGCCCCCAUCCCCACUUCCUUCCUGCAACCUUGGCUUACAUGGCUAUGCUUGCUGUUGAGGUCCUGGCUGAGUCCUGCUAAUGGAUGAUUAGUAGGCUCUUAAUCAGACCCAGCCAUUGGGUCCUAUAGCCAGUACUGGGUAGAGCCCAGUGACUGUUUCAUGCUGAGGGAUCCAAGCCCAUUCCAGGGUUAGCCCUCUUGUCUGGUCUCUUUUCUGGGACAAGGAGGCCCAUAGCGCAGCUACCCUGCACUCUAGUAUUGAGAUCCCGCAGUCCUUUGCAUGUUCCCCAUAGUUCUGCCUCGCGGAGCUCUCUGGUUUAUCAUUUAACUUCUUAGGGGCUGUUACUAGUUGAAGAAAAAAUACAGGCUUUGCAAAGGAGCUGUUUCCAUGUAGGUAGUUGACUAAUUACAGAGCUAGCACAGAACAGUUAGAGAGCUAGGUCAACUAAGACACCUGGAUGUGAUGGCUCCUUCAACUCCCUCAGCAUUUCUGAGAGUCCUCAGGCUCAGUCAGUGUCCCUGGCAGAAGGCAAAGCCAGUGCUGCCCGACUUGUGUUCCUAUGUCUGACAAUAGACUGGCACCAUGCCUUAGAGGUCCUAUCCCUUUCCAAAGCAGGCUACAAUACCUUGUUUCAUUUUCCACCUGCUAGGGAUGCUUCCUGCUCCUGCUCCUAUGGAAUUGCUGUGGCAGGAAGUCAGUGGUUCAGUGAGGCUAACCCCAUUGUCUGACAAGGCAGAACCAUUUGGUUGUGGACGGCCUCCCAGAGGGAGCCUGCUUCACCCACAAAAUGGAGGUUCUGACACACUCAUCAAAGAGCAGAGCAUCCUUCAAGGGGCCAAUUUGUUCCCCAGGCUGCCUCUCCCCUUCCCAUGCAUGCCUAGGCCCACAGUGCCAUGCCUGAACAUGUGCUUAUCUAAGUGCAGUCACCCCCAGGCCCAAGCUGCCUGUGCUGGCCCAAACUCCCCUCCCCAUAGACUGUAUAGACUGGGCAUAGACUGCUUCUCCCAAAAAAGGGGGCAGGGGUUGCUUCUCUAGCUACUUGUUUAGAGUCAGCAUGUCUCUACUUCCCUUAUCACUCUCCCAGGAUCCUGAGCUGUCUCUCUGGUUCCCCAGGCCAUGCCUCUGGAGCAUCAGGACUCCUGCCUUCAUGCCUCCAGUGCUUCAAUCUCCAGACCAGGGGUGUCACGCUCACUGAUGAGUCAUAUUUCCUGUCAGCAGCCAGGGGGUAGGCCAUAGCCAGGACUGCGUCAUCCACCCCGCAGGGCUUCUCGUGGGCCAGACAACCCAUCUCCAGAUCUGAGCCAUAAGGCAACUGUCAGCUUCUCUGUGUCAGUGCAGCCAGCACCCAAGGGGCUAACACCACUGCUGCUUCUUCCCCCACCCCCCCACCCCCUUUUCCCAUUGCCAGUAGCAAGCAAAAACUGGAAAUUCAGUGAAGGGGGGUGGGGGGGGAAAGGAGUGUUAAUCCCCUGGGUGCUGGUUCACACCAACACAGCAGCUCCAGCAGCCACAGCAACAAGCCCAACAGACUGGAUCCAGAGGUGGAUCGUCCAGCUCGUGAGUAGCCCUGCAGGACAGAUGACCCAUUUUUAUGGCCCAUAUGUGUGACAUCCCUGUCCUAGAUGAUUUCUAGAAUCCUAGAGUUUCUCCCUUUCUCACGGGCUGUUUCUGGAGUCCUGCUUCCUGAAGAUACCUGUGAAGUUAGAUCUGGUCUAAACAUAGUCACGAGCACAUCUGCCCUGCAGCCUGAUAGGUAGAGUUGGUAUGUUUCCAUCGCUGCCUUGACUGUACUUGUCCUCCUAGCAAUUACCCCUUUCCUGUUCAAUCCCAGGAUAACAUUGUCUACAACAUCCCAGUCAGUUCCACGUCUCUCAGUGCCAUUGCCAGCUUGGGAAGAAGCCGGGUGUGCUGCAUCAGCCUGCCCAACCUCGACAGCUCUACCAUCUCCAGGGAUGUAAUCAAGUAUGUUGCACAUUACCUGGGGCCUCAUCUACAGAGCUUGUCUCUGCGUGGGAGCAGCCUGACUGAGGCCUCUUUCAUGACCCUUGUUUUUGCUUGCCACUGCUUGUCCUCACUGGAUUUGAGCAGCUGUAACAGCCUCUUCAUGUCUGGGACCCUGCUUUCCAAACCUGAGACCAUGCCUCAAGCUCAAAAAGCCCUGGCCUACCUCCAGGAGCUCAACUUGUCUGGCCUGCGUUACCUGUCUGACCUCAGCUUCAACCGGCUGGUGAGCUGCAUGCCACACCUGACCAAGCUCUCACUGGCCCGCUGCCACAUCACUUUUGAGUUUGAUCCCUACCAUGGUUCCAGUCACUACAACUCCUCUUGCAUAUUGUCCUUCCGCAACCUCCAGUGCUUUUUGAAGGAGCAAGCAAGCAGUCUCCAGGCUUUGGAUUUGAGUGGCACAAGCAUCACGGCGCAGGCCAUGAAGUCCCUGGUGCAAAUAGAGAAGCUGCACCUCCAGGAACUAGUGCUUCAGAACUGCCAGGACCUCACCAAUGAAGCUGUCAGCUUCCUAUGUAAGCACCAGCCUAGUUUGACUCUCUUAGACAUCAGCAGCUGUUCUGAGCUGUCUGAUCAGGCUGUCCUAGCUGUAUCAACUAGUCUCCAAGCCCUUCAGAACUUACGUUUGGGGAAGAUCCACAGGCUGACAGAUGGUGCUUUUGAGCACUUCGGCCAGCUCAGGAGCCUGCAGAACCUGGAUAUCUCUGAGUGUAGCCUAGUGAGUGGUAACAAGCUGGUGAAGGCUUUUUCCCACCCAGAGCUGCAACCUAAACUGGCUUCCCUCAGCUUUGCCUUCUGCUCUUUACUCAGAGACAGCUCUGUCCUCUCCCUGGCCAGGACACUGAGUAGCAGUCUGAGAGUAUUAGACCUGUCUUCUUGUGUCUCCCUCACCAACAUGAGCAUCCAAGCAAUUUCCUCCCACUUCACCCACUUGAUGGUCCUGCGGAUGGCUUGGUGCAGGGAGCUGACAGAUUGGGGCCUCCUGGGUAUAGAAGAGCCCCAGCAGGCACCGGACUGUGGCAGAGAGGCUUUGGAGCAGAUUCCCAAAGUCCUCACUGACUCAGACUGGCAGGAGUCCCAAAAGAAGUACCGAGCCUCCCUGCAGGCCCUCCACUACCUCCAAGAGCUUGACCUAAUGGCCUGCCACAAGCUGACUGACAUGAGCAUAACCAAGGUUAUCUGCUUCCCAGAGCUGAGGCGGCUCUCUCUCAGCUUAGUACAUGAGAUCACUGACAGCAGCCUUGUAGCCAUUGCCAGGGGUUGCCGGAACCUGGAGCACCUGUCACUGAGUCACUGUGGAAACCUGACUGACGGGGGGUUCAUGGAGGCUGCCAGCUAUCUGCGGAGACUCCAGCGCCUCAACAUCUCUGGCUGUAACCAGCUCACGUACCAGACCCUCCUGGCCAUCGGGAAGGAAUGUACACAGCUCAAGAAUCUGGAUGUCUCCAUGUGCAGUGGGAUCCGUGUGGCUGACAUCAAGCUUUUCCAGGCACAGCUCCCCCUGCAGACAUGCAUCCAGUCACACUUUGCAGGUGGAGCAGACCUUUUCCUCACCCUGUGAGAGAGGCUGAUAUAUGGCUCAGACCCAUUCACUUUCUCAGCAAGCACCUUCAGCUCCGGCACAUCCCUGUGGGUACACUUAACCCCACUCAUUGACCCUGCUAACACUGCCUGGGAGAGCAGAGACAGCUCCAAGCCCUCAGCAUGAGGGGGAAGAAGUUCUCAUCCUCACUGCUGUUUUCCAAAAUGGCUGGCCUUUGAAGUGCUGGCUUCCUGGUAUUCCCUAGCCAAAGACAUUCCUUGUGUCCAAUAUUAUGUACAACUCAGCUGCUACCAAACUAUGUGUGUGGGAAGAGCCCUCAAAGCCCUUUCCCCACCCCAUCUUGGGCUAUAAGCCCUCUCCCAACCUGCUCACUGGAUUUCCCAGGGUGUACUUUUGCAGAGCUGUUUGGAACUUGCCCUCCACUGAGGCGCUGGGCCUUCCAGUUGGAGCUUCAGAGUCCUCUAGCUUGUUAUAUAGGGCUGAGCAUGGCCACCAUUAGACUCUUCCAAGCCCAAGCACCAGAAAAUCAAAAGCCUAGCAGCCACCGCCUCUGGCACUGGAAUGAGCUAAGUAGGGGAGAAGAGGGCACUGUAUCCCAAUGAGGGAUGCAGAAUAUGGGUAUCUCAUGUUGAUGACUGCAAUGCUGUGCAAUCUAUAGUACUCCAAAGGCAGGCACUUCUGCAUCUUUCUGGCCUGAUGCGAGAUGAGUCCUGGCUGAGGGGCUGGGACUCCACUUCUCAGUCCCUCCCAAUGCUUCUGGAAGCUGCAGCACAGCCUCCUGGCACAAGUUUCAACACUGCAAAGAGGGUGAAUGCACUGCCUAGUCCCAGCCUUUCACUCUGAGCUGACUGCUGCCAGCUUACCCUCCAGCCAUGGGAGCACUCUCCCUUCUGGCUUGCAAAACUCCAUGCUGUUGGGCUACCCACUUCCCUCACCAGGAGCAGCUAGCACAACUUCCUCCUUUUCAGGGUUCCCUCAACAGCACAGGGCUCUCCUGCUGCAGUUUCCAGGACAAACUUGUCUCCCUUCUCUUUGGCCCUUAAACGCCUCUGUGACUGGAGGGAAUCUGCCCUUGGUCCAGAGAUGCUUCUCUAGAAUGUAUCAUUCAGUGUCUAUACAUGGUGCCUUGUAGACUGUUAAUUAAAGGCUUUAUUUUCUAUAGAA
This is a messenger RNA of Alligator sinensis (Chinese alligator), 5627 nucleotides long. Its product is annotated as SCF E3 ubiquitin ligase complex F-box protein grrA-like. NCBI's taxonomy places the organism in Eukaryota, Metazoa, Chordata, Crocodylia, Alligatoridae. The coding region runs from base 2955 to 4481 and encodes 508 amino acids. Gene Ontology annotation, cellular component: SCF ubiquitin ligase complex. The record is from RefSeq and is a predicted model, not a curated record. The transcript is spliced from 6 exons. Gene Ontology annotation, molecular function: protein binding. Gene Ontology annotation, biological process: SCF-dependent proteasomal ubiquitin-dependent protein catabolic process.